This is a messenger RNA of Klebsormidium nitens, 2366 nucleotides long. The record is from the annotation of a GenBank genome assembly. Lineage: Eukaryota; Viridiplantae; Streptophyta; Klebsormidiophyceae; Klebsormidiales; Klebsormidiaceae.
CAACAACCGCUCUGGACUGCACAGUUCAAGCGCAAGCAUGCAGACCAUGGCGGUGCCAGGCGUCCGCAACAAAUGAUCCAAGACGUGAGGACUCACUUAGAACUGCAAAGUGUAGGUGGAUAUCAGAGGAGGUGUACAGAGCCGAUUGAGGCAGCUUGUUGGUCAUCCUUUCUCGCAUUAAAUCGAUCCAGGUGGUCUUUCUAAAAGAGCUGCUGACCAUGUUGGACCACUUUUCUAUCUUCACCCGGGGGGGCCUGGUCCUGUGGACUUUCCAGCUGACCUCCGCUCUGAAGGGGAAUCCGGUUGAUUCGCUCAUCCGGUCGUGCCUGCUGGAGGAGCGCUCAGGCGAAACAUCUUUCUCGCAAGGAGAGUACACCCUCAAGUGGACCUUCCACAAUGAAUUGGGUCUGGUCUUCGUGGCAGUAUACCAGCGGAUCUUACAGUUGCUGUACGUGGAGGAGCUCCUGGCUGCAGUAAAAGCAGAGUUUGCACCAACCUACAAGGAGGGCAAGUAUUCCUACAAGGGGUUCGAUGACAAGUUUCAGCGGAUGCUUCAAGCAGCGGAGACCCGGGCUGAGGAGAGUCGACGAUCAAAGCAGAUAACCAAGUUUGAGAACACCAAGAAGGGGAAGGAUAAGCUGAAGCAAACGGGAAAGACGGGAGGGAACAAAACGUCUGGAGGCAAACAAGAAAAGGAGAGCGACGACGAUGACAGCUCCUCAGCAGCUGAGAAAAACAAAUUAGGGGUCCAGGCAGUCAAGUCCGACGAUAGUAGAGGCAACAGUAGCGAAGAAGAGAGUGUGGGGACAGUCAGCAAUGGGGCAAACGGAGCCACUGCCUUUGACCUGUCCAAGCUCCAGAAGCGGAAGGGAAAGGGGCCUAGCACCAAGAAGGCUGACCCCCUCAAACCUGCGGAUGGCAAGAAGCUCGGCAGCGACUCGGCGGCGGACAGCGGCAAGAAGGGUACGCGGGGAAAAAGGGUGUGGGACGACACCCCUGAUCCCAACAGGAAGCUGGAUUAUUCAGAGGGAACUGAGAGCGAGGUAAUUGACGCAAUCGAUGUGAGUGGCGGUGGGAAGAGCCGCAUGGAUGUUGAGGAGGAUCUUGACGAUGAUGAGGAGGAGGGGGAGGAGGAGGAACAGCUGAACGAAGUGUCAAACGGCACCGUCACUGCCACCACCAAGACUCCUGCUAAGAAGGGCUGGUUUGCAUCAGUUUUCCAAAGUGUGGCUGGGAAGGCAGCUCUGGAGAAGGAGGACUUGGAGCCGGCUCUGAAAGCUCUCAAGGAGCGCCUCAUGACCAAGAAUGUCGCUGAGGAGAUUGCGGAGAAGCUCUGCGAGUCGGUUGCCACCAGCAUUGUGGGCCGCAAGCAGGCCUCAUUCUCUCUGGUCUCGUCGACUGUUAAGGCCGCCAUGGAGGAGGCUUUGCUGCGGAUCCUGACCCCAAAGCGGUCCAUUGACAUCCUGCGGGAUGUGCAUGCUGCCAAGGAGGCUGGGCGUCCCUACACAGUGGUCUUUGUGGGAGUGAAUGGGGUCGGAAAGUCCACCAACCUGUCCAAGGUCGCGUAUUGGCUCCUGCAGCAUGACAUCAAUGUCAUGAUUGCUGCGUGUGAUACUUUCCGUUCGGGUGCAGUGGAGCAGCUCAAGACACACUGCCGCAGGCUGAAUAUCCCCCUGUUCGAGCGCGGCUACGAGAAGGACCCUGCCGCGGUGGCCGCCGAUGCAAUCCGUGCGGCGGCGCGCGAGAAGCGCGACGUCGUGCUGGUGGACACGGCGGGGCGCAUGCAGGACAACGAGCCGCUGAUGCGGUCGCUGUCUAAGCUGAUCAACCAGAACCAGCCGGACCUGGUGCUGUUUGUGGGGGAGGCGCUCGUGGGCAACGACGGCGUGGACCAGCUCAUGAAGUUCAACCAGCGCCUCGCGGACCUCUCGGUUGGCAGCGCGCCGCGCCUCAUCGACGGCAUCCUGCUCACCAAGUUCGACACCAUCGAUGACAAGGUCGGGGCAGCGCUGUCCAUGGUGUACGUCUCAUCCGCCCCCAUCAUGUUCGUCGGUUGUGGCCAGACCUACACCGAUCUCACCAAGCUCAACGUGAAGCAGAUUGUGAGAACCUUGCUGAAGUAGAGCCUGGGCAGUUUUUUCUCCCGUGGAAGGUGAGAGAUGCUGUCGUCAGCUGCAGGAUGAGAGACACAGACCUGCCUAGAUUCUGCGGGACAUCUCACCGCUUUGAAGGCAUGGUUUUGUUUGUCAAGAACGUGGCCUACCGUCAAUACGCCAUGGAUGUGCUGCUCUCGCUUUAUCAGUCACGCUCGAAUCUGGCCUUAACAUCUCAAAGGCAGUGCAUGCCUACUACAGCCCACGUAUCCG